Messenger RNA from Paecilomyces variotii, 2741 nucleotides. RefSeq lists its product as hypothetical. The transcript has 3 exons. Gene Ontology annotation, molecular function: carboxypeptidase activity. Lineage: Eukaryota; Fungi; Ascomycota; Eurotiomycetes; Eurotiales; Thermoascaceae. The record is from RefSeq and is a predicted model, not a curated record. The coding region runs from base 171 to 2501 and encodes 776 amino acids.
CUGCGAUGAUACCAUCCAGGCGGCAUCUCCGCAUAUCCUCACUACCUAUCUCUUCUUCUCCCCUUCCUUUCUUUCUUUUUUUCUUUUCUUUUCUCUUUCCAUCUCCAAUGGCCUAGGGCUAAAUACAUUAUUAUAUACAUCCAUAAUCCUUGCCGUGAUCUAACAGCAGGAUGAAAGAGAAGGGGCCCAUCAUGCCGGUCAGCGAAAGCACGCCGCUCUUGGUCGUGCAUGAGCCAGCUAGGCCCCGGUGGCAGUAUCCUCAUAGCCGCCUGCGUCGUACCUGUACGUCCAUACUUGGAGCGCUCCUCCUGCUAGCAGUUGUUCUCUUCUUGACUCCUGCUGCCGUAUUGCCCCGCGAGCAUGGUUCGGUCUGGUCCUAUCUGCCCUGGGCCCAGCCCUUCCCUCAUGCCUCUUGGCCGCAUGGCAAUGGCCUCUCCUACCAGGAACUGCAGGAGAUCCUUCUUCACACCCCAUCUGCGGAAAAGGCAAGGGAGUGGAGCAACUACUAUACGGCCGGACCGCAUCUCGCAGGCAAGAAUCUCAGUCAGGCGCUCUGGACACAGCAGAAAUGGCAGGAGUUUGGUAUCGAACACACUGAGAUCACUGCCUAUGACAUUUACAUUAACUAUCCGCUGGAACAUCGACUGGCACUUCUGAAGAAGCACGGUGAUGACACGGAAGUCACCUUCGAGGCCACUCUCGAGGAGGACGUGUUGGAAGAAGACCAUACAAGUGGUCUACCCGACCGCAUUCCGACCUUCCACGGCUACUCGGCCAGCGGGAAUGUCACUGGACAGUUUGUGUACGCAAACUUUGGAACGUACCAGGACUUCGAGGACCUUGUCAAGGCCAAUGUCAGCCUUGAAGGCAAGAUCGCUCUGGUCAAAUACGGCGGUAUCUUCCGUGGUCUGAAGGUGAAGCGUGCUCAGGAGCUUGGAGCGAUUGGUGUCGUGAUCUAUACCGAUCCACAGGAGGACGGCGAGAUUACGGAAGCGAACGGCUACAAGGCCUACCCGGAGGGCCCUGCUCGUAACCCGAGCGCAGUGCAGCGAGGAAGCACUCAAUUUUUAAGUGUUGCGCCGGGUGACCCUACGACUCCCGGCUAUCCAUCCACGCCCGACGCUGAUCGCCAGGAUCCGCACAACUCUAUUCCAUCCAUUCCAUCAAUCCCGAUCUCGUAUAAAGAAGCCAUCCCGUUGCUCAAGGCUCUCAAUGGGCACGGUCCUAAGGCAUCUGACUUUGGAGAUGGCUGGGAGGGCGCGCUGGGCCAUAAAGGCGUGGAGUAUAACAUUGGACCGUCUCCUGAGGACGUGGUGGUCAACCUGUAUAACUUGCAGGAGUAUGUCACGACCCCAUUGUGGAACGUUAUCGGCGUUAUCAAGGGCACGAUUCCGGACGAAGUUGUCAUCCUGGGCAACCACCGCGACGCUUGGGUUGCGGGCGGUGCUGGUGAUCCCAACAGUGGAUCGGCAGCUAUCAACGAGGUUAUCCGUAGCUUUGGUGAAGCCCUCAAAGCUGGAUGGAAGCCGCUGCGGACGAUCGUCUUUGCCAGCUGGGACGGUGAGGAGUACGGCCUCAUUGGUUCCACUGAAUGGGUCGAAGACAAGCUGCCUUGGUUGUCGAAGGCCAACGUGGUAUAUCUAAACGUGGAUGUCGCUGCCACUGGUACCCACUUCUCAGCGAGCGCGAGUCCACUGCUGAACAAGGCCAUCUAUGAUGUGACCAGCAUUGUUCCAUCUCCCAACCAGACGGUGAAGGGCCAAACAGUUCGGGAUCUCUGGAGCGGGCACAUUGGCACUAUGGGCAGUGGCAGUGACUUCACCGCGUUCCAGGACUUCGCCGGUGUGGCGAGCCUCGAUUUCGGUUUCGGUCCGGGCCCCGGCGACGCAGUGUACCACUAUCACUCUAACUAUGACAGUUUCGACUGGAUGGACCGAUAUGGUGACCCUGGCUGGAAGUACCAUGUCGCUACCAGCCAGAUCUUUGGGUUGCUCGCCGCCCGUCUCGUGGAGACGCCGGUGCUAGGACUCAACGCGACGGACUAUGCCGCCGGACUGGGUGAAUAUCUAGACCGUAUCAAGCCUGAAGCUGAUAAGCUGCCCAAGAACUCGUACUUCAGCUUCAGGGCACUGGAGCAGGCGAUUGCCAAGCUGUAUGAUGCGGCUGUGACCUUUGACGCCUACACGGCGGACCUGGCGGCCAAGCUGGAGGAGGACCUGCCGUGGUACCUCUGGUGGAAGAAGGUCAAGCUGUACUUCCAGGUCCGGGCAGCCAAUGACAAGUAUAAGCUGCUAGAACGGAAGUUUCUGUACCAGCCUGGUUUGGACGGCCGUAGCUGGUUCAAGCACGUUGUGUUUGCACCUGGCCUGUGGACAGGAUAUGCAGGUGCAACUUACCCGGGAUUGGUGGAGAGUUUUGAGGCGGGCGACCCAGUGAACGCAGAGAAAUGGGACCGUAUCAUACAGGAACGGAUCGAGGAUGCCACCUCUCUGCUGAGUUAGACGCAGUCUGACACGGUUUGAUCGGAUGCGGGUUAUGAUAUGACGUCUAAACGAUGAUCGUGGUUUAGGUAUUUAGCAUCUACACGUUGCGGGGCUCUGCCUUUGGUCGGGCCCUCAAAAGUACAUGAGUCAUGGCAGUAUCUGCUGUAUAUACUCUGAGCCAUUACGGGCAUAGUAUGUACAGCACUUUGCUGAUAGUGCCCCAAAUUGAGGUAACUAUACGGAAUUCUUCAGCUACGU